Copidosoma floridanum is the source of this 1642-nucleotide messenger RNA. RefSeq lists its product as uncharacterized. Lineage: Eukaryota; Metazoa; Arthropoda; Insecta; Hymenoptera; Encyrtidae. The record is from RefSeq and is a predicted model, not a curated record.
CCAAUCAGUCCACAUUUAGUUGUGCUUGGUAUCACACGUCAUCGACUCUCCAAAGUCUCGACUCCUCAUCAACGUACAUCCGGAAAACCGGAAAAUAAAGAGUCCCGAGGGAUCGACGCGAGAAAAGAAAAAUGAAUACGUGCCUAGACCUAGUGGUGGACGUACUCGCGGGAAUCGAUAUAAUGGAAACACCCGCAAGCGUCAUGAAUUCGGCGGACCCUGUCAUCCCCGUGGACGAAGAGAAGAACUUCAAGGACUACUGGAAAGACCUCGAGAUGAACAAAUUCAGCUCCCUCUGGAACGAAGUCCCGGAUAGCCCGUCUAGCGUCCCCAGCGACGAGGCUACUCUCAAAGAUGCCAAAGUACCGGUGGUCACAACAAAGCAGGCUGAGCUGCUAAAUUUGCCGCAAACGUGUUGGGACAGCAUAUCGAUGGCCGAGAAAUUGCGCGGGCCGCGGAUGAAGUUGAUCCGGGCAAGGAAGGAAGUCACGAUCGGCGAGGUUCUGAUGAAGUCGCGGUUUGGCGCGGCCGACGAUGGCUGGAGGAGGGACAGGAGCGAGUCGCUGAGCAGCGGCUACGAGAGCGACUCACCCUCGCCGUCCGCGUCUCUGUUUAGUCUUAUGAACUUGGAGGUCGAGCUGCCCGCCUUUCCGAUAAUGCCGCUAUCGCAGCUGGACAACGUUGUGUAUCAAGAUAAAAAGCAGGACGCAUCAAAAUUAAUGCCGAUGUUUAAGGAGAGAAGCAGGUACUCCGUCGUCAAGCCUGAAAAUCGAGAAACUCUAAAUUUGGAUAUGCACCUGAGCCCCUACCUGUCAAUAUGGGAGACGAUUGCCGAGUCUAGAAUCCCCGGGUACCCCAGUAAAACUAACAUUUUUAUGGAUGGAUGCGAUGCGUGUAGUUUUGGUGACGUUUAUCUCACAUUGUACUCCAAGCACAACAGAGCCGACAAUGGAUGUGGACAAAUAGAUUACAGCAAAAUGAACUUGACGGAAUGCAGUCAGGCAACGGAGGUGCCGAAAAAUAAGGCAAUCUGGUCGUAUCCAUAAUUUUACUUGGUUUUUUAUUUUUUUUUUGUUUCGCGGUUGACUUCUUGAGUUGUUGUCUCAGUUGGAUACAUGAGAUAAGUAUAGCAUCGAUCGAACUAUUACAAGUUAUAUACUGGUUUCCAAUAACUAAUAUUUCUAUAAAAUAUUUUUUUACGGGCUUAACUUCGGUUUUGAUAAAAAAUGGGUGGUAUUUUUUUUCAAAAUUGGAUGUGGGCUUUGCACUCAGUAGGAAAAGUUCGCAUCUGAUACUCAUCCAACCAGGGCAAGUACAAGGAGUGCCUAGGGUAUGCUCCGCAGAUCUCUAGGGUACGGUGGUGUCCUGAUAGACAUGAGCCACCAGAUAUGAGAUCUAUUAUUGAUUAAUGAUAGACGAAAGACAGUUGUGUAAUACUAGGUACUAUAUGUUGACUUACUGUGACGGUCUUGAAAAAUAGAAUACAAGAUGUAAUAUUAUAAAAAUUAAUAAAACGUAUUUUGUAAGACAAAAAAAAAUAAUGAAAACGUUAGUGAACUUUUGUGAGCUAGUAAAUAAUUAAAUCGGAAUUUCUUCGAUAAAAAAAGAAAAAAAAUUUAGUUACAAUUUUUACACAUGCAAA